Molecule: messenger RNA, 1138 nt
Organism: Eucalyptus grandis
Lineage: Eukaryota; Viridiplantae; Streptophyta; Magnoliopsida; Myrtales; Myrtaceae
Product: transcription factor ILR3
Exons: 5
Coding region: 155-868 (237 amino acids)
Biological process (GO): intracellular iron ion homeostasis; regulation of DNA-templated transcription
Molecular function (GO): DNA-binding transcription factor activity; protein dimerization activity
Source: RefSeq, a predicted model, not a curated record
ACCACCUAUCGUCACUGCCUUUCCUUCCUCCCUUUUUUCUCUCUGCAUUCAAGGACUUGGCCCGCAUUGCAUUCCAAGCUCCUGCUUUCCAAGUUCAACGCUUUCUUCUCUUCUUCUUCUUCUUCUUCUUCUUCUUCGUCUUCUUCUGGGUCGGAUGGAGAUCGACCCUGGUGAUAACUCCAACUGGCUCGUCGACUACGGGCUCGCGGACGUCUCGGCCGGGGACGUCCUCCCCUCUGCUGGUGGGUUCGCCUGGUCCUCCCCGUCCUUCGACGUCUCCUCCUCCAAUGCCAGCAUUGAGGUUAACUGUGCAUCUACUAGGGAUUCAGAGAACCUCAAGGGCAAGAGCUGUCACAAAAGACUGAAAUCUGAAUCAUGCCUUUCAUCUGGUUCCAAAGCAUGCCGGGAGAAACUUCGAAGGGAUAGGCUAAAUGAAAGGUUCCUAGAAUUGGGUUCUGUCCUGGAGCCUGGAAGGCCACCCAAGACGGACAAGUCUGCCAUUUUAAGUGAUGCUGUUGGCAUGGUUACCCAGCUGCGUACUGAAGCGCAGAAACUCAAGGAGUCGAAUGAGGAAUUGCAAGAGAAAAUAAAAGAAUUGAAGGCUGAGAAGAAUGAACUUCGCGAUGAGAAACAGAGGCUAAAGGCUGAUAAAGAAAAAUUGGAGCAACAGCUGAAAGUCUCGAGCUUUCAUCCAGUUUUUCCGCCUCAUCCGUCUGUAGUGUCAACACCUUUUGCUGCUCAAGAGCGGGCAGGUGGCAACAAGUUGAUGCCUUAUAUUGGUUUCCCUGGUGUGGCAAUGUGGCAAUUUAUGCCACCUUCUACAGUUGACACGUCGCAGGAUCACGUACUCCGUCCUCCUGUUGCUUAACCAGCAGACACAAAUCAUCUGGUAGUCUGUCUAACUAGGAUUUGCGUGCCGAUGUUUUUUGUUGUUUCUUGGACCUUCUACAUUGGAUUUCUUUCUUCUUCUUCUUCUUCUUUUUUUGGUUGGUACAUUGGAUUCCCACAGUGGAAAAAACUUGAUAAGGUGGAUGAUCUGAUUUGCGGACCGACAUCGCAAUUGUUGCUCAUCCAUUGUAAUAGAGACGUGCUGUUGUCAUGUAAAAUGCAAUAAAACAGCAAAAUUCUCGUUGGAAGA